UUUGUGUGCAUCUUAUUAGAUGGGUCGCUUCAGCUCGAGGUUUCUCCAAGAAGUGUCAUCGUUGGCCGAACCAGUUUGUUACACGUUAACUGCAGCUACGCGCCGGAAACAGGUCAAGGAAUGGACACUUUGGUAUCCUUAGUUGUGUCCGGCUUACGGGACCUCGUGACUGAGGCGGACAACUCGACCAGCUCAGUUAUAGCGUUAGACACCCACGUCCUGGAAGACAUCGCGUCCGUCACAGUGUUCUCUAGCCAAGAAGUCGCAGCGAUGCAUGAAUGGGUCGUACAAACGUCGGGCUUCAUCAAGCCGAGGGAAAAUUCUUAUCUCAGUUUUGUGAUAGAGAAUCCAAACAUCGCUACCCCAGACACGUACAAAUGCACCGCCCACGGCAUCAGAAAAAAUGGCCAGCCCAUGGUGAUGUCGAACAACGUGAAGGUCAUCUUCACCAGCGCAAGCGAAAAUGAACAGUCAAAGCGGAAACUAGAGAAUCUCGAGUUGGCCGUCGAGGAAGCCAAGGGGGAAAUUCUGGCGAUCAAUAGAAGGCAGUUGGAGCAGUACAGAAACUUCAGCGAUCACAUCACAGAUUUGUCAGCAUGGCAGCUCAGUCAGGAUUUCAAAAUCGGGGCUCUUGAGUCAGAACUUGAGGCGUAUCAAAAUAUCAGCAACCGGUUAGUGUCGGUCGUGUGGGAUCUCGAAAGACUGAGAGACGAGGACGAUUCUAAAUUUCAAAGUAAAUUCGCCACAUUGGAAGAGCAAAAUGAAAACGCUAACGAUCACAUCGCUGCACUCGAGGCUAAAGUGCAACAGUAUCAAAACACAAGCAAUGACGUCAUGUCGCAGUUAGCCCUAUUAGAGAAGCUGCAAGCGACGGUCGAUGAAAUGUCGAAGAAUAAAAACAGCACGCCGACGAUCGGGGACGAGUCAAACAAUACAAAUAAAACGAAUCCGAACCCGAAUGUGAUCUCCCCACAGUUUUUAACAGUCGCUGAAAUGAGAGCCGAGUUGAGUCGAAUGAAGUCUGCGAUCCUCGAAGAGUUCUACUUCGUGUCAUUGACAUACAACGAGACGUUCUAUUUCCUUCCCAGAAACAUAAGGGGGAGUACGAUAGAUGAGUCGGAAAUCAGGUGCAAGAAGUUCGGAGGAUACCUCGUGGAGAUGAAUGACAAGAGUGAAUACAAUUUCGUUGUCAGUUUUAUCAAAGACUUGCCCGGGUUUCAAACGGUCUACACGGGGGAGGAGUACAAGUCUACGCAGGUCGCUGGCCGCAUACGCAAGGAUCUGGUGUACCGCAGAAGUAAAGAACCCGUCAUGUUUACGGAUUGGUCAAGAGGAGAGCCGAACUACUUGACGAAUGAAAACUGUUUGACGCUUGAGAAGUCCAUGGCUUGGAAAAUGAAUGACAAUAUUUGCACUGCAUCAAGUCAAGGCACAUUUUUGUGUGAGGUUUCUUAUAACGAUUUUGACUUUUGA
Messenger RNA from Lymnaea stagnalis (great pond snail), 1473 nucleotides. Lineage: Eukaryota; Metazoa; Mollusca; Gastropoda; Lymnaeidae. The record is from the annotation of a GenBank genome assembly.